UGCAAGUUUGAGUAAGGAAACAACUUCUUCUCCAGAACCAUGGCAUAUCAGUUGUACAGAAGUACUACUUUGGGAAACAGUCUUCAGGAGAGCCUUGAUGAGCUCAUACAGUCUCAGCACAUCACCCCGCAACUUGCCCUCCGAGUCCUACUCCAGUUUGAUAAGGCUUUAAAUUCAGCACUGGCUCAGAGGGUCAGGAACCACGUCACCUUCAGGGGCUCUCUAAAUACAUACAGAUUUUGCGACAGUGUGUGGACUUUUGUAUUGAAUGAUGUUGAAUUCAGCAAGGUGACAGAACUUAUUAAAGUGGGUAAAGUGAAAAUUGUAGCCUAUGAUGGUAAAAAUACUGGGACCGAUACUACAGAAUGAAUAGAAAAUACAGUGGCUUUUUUAUGCCAUCCUCGUUAUCCAUCACUAUUUGGAGAGAAGCACAGAAGAGACUUUUUUAAAAAAUAUAUUCUAGCAUUACAGAAAUCACUACACUGUGCUACACUAUCAGAAUCCCAUUAGAAAGACGCCUGUACUUCUGUAACAUCUCAUAAU
Messenger RNA from Sorex fumeus (smoky shrew), 543 nucleotides. RefSeq names its product transcription initiation factor IIA subunit 2-like. Gene Ontology annotation, molecular function: TBP-class protein binding; RNA polymerase II general transcription initiation factor activity. The transcript has a single exon. The coding region runs from base 40 to 369 and encodes 109 amino acids. Gene Ontology annotation, biological process: RNA polymerase II preinitiation complex assembly; transcription initiation at RNA polymerase II promoter. The record is from RefSeq and is a predicted model, not a curated record. Lineage: Eukaryota; Metazoa; Chordata; Mammalia; Eulipotyphla; Soricidae. Gene Ontology annotation, cellular component: transcription factor TFIIA complex.